AUGAAGCUGCUGUUCAAGUCGCUAGCAGGUGGCAAUUUCCACCUGGAUAUCGAGCCCACGGAGACGAUUGAGCGCGUAAAGCAGAAAAUUUGCGAUGCGCAGGGCCACAGUGUGGAGUUGCAAAAGCUGAUCUUCUCUGGCAAAAUUUUGGAGAACAGCAAGACGGUCGAGAGCUAUGUGAUCCAGGAGAAAGAUUUUUUGGUUGUCAUGGUAUCCAAGCCUAAAACUCCUAAGGCGUCCAAGCCAGAGGUGAGCGCAGAAGAAAGCAAGGAAGUGAAGGGCGAGACUCAGGAAGCACCCGCAGCUGACGCGCCGAAGGAAGUUGCUUCGGCUAGUGCGCCUGCGCCCGAAUCGGACGGUACGCCGCUUCAGGCCAGCUCAUUCCUUGCUGGCUCGGAGCUUGAGGCGGCGAUGACCAGCAUGACAGAGAUGGGGUUCCCACGAACCGAUGUACAACGCGCGAUGCGCAUGAGCUUUAACAAUCCCGACCGCGCCGUGGAGUACUUAAUGAAUGGGCUUCCUGCCGAGGCUCCUUCCUCCGAAGCGCCUUUGGAAGCCACAGAAACGCCUGCUGCCGCACCUGCAAAUCCCGCUGCCGCACCUGCUGCACCUGCAAACCCCCCCGCCGCGUCGGGCAAUCUGUUUGAACAGGCAGCUGCUGUCGCUAGCCAAGGCGCACAAGGCAGUGACCUCCCUGGUGAGACUGACGCGCAAGGACGCCAGAUGAUCGACUUGGGAAACCCCCAAGUGCUUGGCCAGCUGCGCUCGUUGGUCGAGCAGAACCCAGCCGCUCUCCAACCGCUUAUCCAGGCGCUUGUGCAGAGCAACCCCCAACUUGCAGAGGCAAUGAGUGCAGAUCCCGAGGGUGUCUUGCGUCUUCUUGCAGGUGCAGAGGCCCCGGAUGGUGACGAGGAGUCGUUUGAAGUCCCUUCUUUGCAGCAACUUUCCGAAGAGGACCGAACGCAGGUCCAACAGAAUCCACAAGACUUUGAGGACUAA
Molecule: messenger RNA, 999 nt
Organism: Malassezia vespertilionis
Lineage: Eukaryota; Fungi; Basidiomycota; Malasseziomycetes; Malasseziales; Malasseziaceae
Gene: RAD23
Product: UV excision repair protein rad23
Exons: 3
Coding region: 1-999 (332 amino acids)
Biological process (GO): nucleotide-excision repair; proteasome-mediated ubiquitin-dependent protein catabolic process
Cellular component (GO): nucleoplasm; cytosol
Molecular function (GO): proteasome binding; ubiquitin binding; polyubiquitin modification-dependent protein binding
Source: RefSeq, a predicted model, not a curated record